AUGACUUCUGGUGGAAAUUCUAAUGGUUCGACUUAUCGUAAACCGGAUGCAAAACGGAAAUUAGUUGUCACUGGUGAUGGAGGAUGUGGAAAGACUUGUUUAUUGAUCAUGUAUUCUGAAAAUCGAUUUCCAGAAGCUUAUAUUCCUACUGUAUUUGAGAAUUAUGUUACAAUGGUACCAUUUCCAAAUGAUUCAUCUAAAUUUGUUGAAUUAGCAUUAUGGGAUACAGCAGGACAAGAAGAAUAUGAUCGACUUAGACCUUUAUCUUAUCCUGAAAGUGAUGUGAUCUUUAUUGCUUUUGCCAUUGAUUUUCCUACUAGUUUAGCUAAUGUGACCGAUAAGUGGCAUCCUGAGGUUUCACACUUUUGUGAAGGAGUACCAUUGAUUCUGGUCGGAACUAAGACUGAUCUGCGACGAGACCAACGGACAUUAGACUUAUUAGCAGCACAAGGGACAACUCCAAUAACAGCUCAACAAGGUCAAGCAGUAGCAAAAGAAAUUGGUGCAACAUACAUGGAGUGUUCGGCAAAACAUAAUGACGGGGUAAAAGAAUUAUUUAAUGCAGCACUCAAAUUAGCAAUGAGAGGACGUAAGAUGGAAAAAAUGAAACGUAGGGUUUGUAAGAUUCUAUAA
Molecule: messenger RNA, 633 nt
Organism: Melampsora larici-populina 98AG31
Lineage: Eukaryota; Fungi; Basidiomycota; Pucciniomycetes; Pucciniales; Melampsoraceae
Exons: 6
Coding region: 1-633 (210 amino acids)
Biological process (GO): small GTPase-mediated signal transduction
Molecular function (GO): GTP binding; GTPase activity
Source: RefSeq, a predicted model, not a curated record